Zalophus californianus (California sea lion) is the source of this 1523-nucleotide messenger RNA. It is a transcript of the gene LUZP2, whose product is annotated as leucine zipper protein 2. Bases 264 to 1310 code for a protein of 348 amino acids. NCBI's taxonomy places the organism in Eukaryota, Metazoa, Chordata, Mammalia, Carnivora, Otariidae. The record is from RefSeq and is a predicted model, not a curated record. The transcript is spliced from 12 exons.
ACGCGCCCUCCAGGCUCGGGAGCAGCGGCCUGCCGAACAAUCCCCGGUAGGGCUCGCCUCGCUGGUGACAUCACUGCCGAAGAUACUCCCCGCUCUCAGUGCCUGCCUUCGCGAGGCGUCCGUCCGUUUGUCUGUUUCCUUCCGUCCGCUGCAGACGGCUCUUCGCCGGCCGGGGACAGAGCCAGGCGCCGCGGAGCGACAGGACCCGGAGGAGGAGGGAGAGCAAAGGCAGCGAGGGAAGGAGGACCCCGGCAGGCGACAGCAUGAAAUUCAGCCCAGCGCACUACUUGCUGCCUCUCCUGCCGGCGCUGGUCCUCAGCACCAGACAGGACUAUGAAGAGCUAGAAAAGCAGCUGAAAGAAGUCUUUAGGGAACGAAGCAACAUCCUCCAUCAGCUGACAAAGACAUCAAGAGAACUUGGUGGAAUUAAAGUCAACUUUCAGUCUUUGAAAAAUGAUGAGAAAUCUUCCAAAACUGAUGUUGAGAAGCUUCUGGAAAUAGGUCAAAGACAAAGAGAACAAAUGAAGUCUCUCCAGGAGGUCCUGCAAAAUCAACUUAAAGAGACAACUGAGAAAGCAGAAAAACAACAAGCUACUAUUAAUUUUUUAAAGACCGACAUGGAAAGAAAGAGCAAAAUGAUCCGAGAUCUCCAGAAUGAGAAUAAAAGCUUGAAGAACAAACUCUUGUCAGGAAGCAAGCUGUGUGGCAUCCAUGCAGAAGAGUCAAAAAAAAUCCAAGCCCAGCUGAAGGAGCUUCGUUAUGGGAAGAAGGAUUUAUUAUUUAAGGCUCAACAACUUACUGAUCUGGAACGAAAAUUAGCUGUGGCCAAAAAUGAGCUGGAGAAAGCAGCUCUUGACCGGGACUCACAGCUAAAAGCAAUGAAAGAGACUGUACAUCUCUGCCUGUCAACCGUGUUCCGUAAUCAACCUCCCCCUUUAAGUCUAAUGAGGCCAAAUCCAACUCAGCUGCCAAUUCUACCUGGGACACUUGGCCCUGUGAUUCCUGAUGCAAGUUCAAAAUUCCAGCCUCAGCAAACCUAUCCUGAAAGAAAUGAGAGCUCUCACGUUGAGACAACAAAGGAAGAAAAUCCCAACACCACUGAGUGCAAUUCUCAAAAUGUUUUACAAGAUGGCAGGACCUGCUCAACAAAGCACAAAAACAUUCCCCUAAUCAAUGCCACUAAAGAGCCAGUGACUGCCCCAAAGAAACUGCAAAUGCCUCCUUGUACUGAAUGUGAGGUGAAAAAAAACCCGGAAAAACAAUUGACCAACUUUGAAGGGAGGGCAACUAGAGAAGAAAAAAUACUGUAAAUAUCAAGAAACUGUGUUAAAAACAUCCACUUAUGAUUGUCUUCAUACUCUUUUUCAACCACAGGCUUGGUGGAAAUACUAAGUUUUUAAAGCAUGCAACUUUUUCACAAUUUUCUGUAACUUUAUAUAAAGUAGUCUACAAAUUUUCCAAAAGAUUCCAGGCCAAUUAUGAUCCUUAAGCAAUAACCUAAUUAAAAUGGAUAUCCACAGUCA